ACUAGGGUGCAAACUGAGUCAACAGAGCAUGGGGAGUUGUUUUAUUGGAGAAGUAGACACACCACAGUAGACUGGUUACCAAAAGUGAGUACUUAACUGAAAAUGUGAGCAUUAUUUGUGCUUAUCAGCAAAUGAGCACUCACCCUCAGACCCCUGAAAUAAUGCAACCACUGGUUUUUAUUGUUUAAAUAAAGUUUAUAAAGAGAAAGAAAGAGAAGGGAUUAAACGAAGAAUCUGCUAAAAUGGGGAGCCCUGAAAUAGCCGGCCAUCAGUUGAGGUGAAGAGGCACAACUUGUUCUGCUAAGGGUGUAACCAGCAGAAGAUUGUGGUCUACAGGAACAGAUGACCACAUGCUGCUGUUUACUAUCAUUAGUUGGAUAUUUUUUUCUUCUGUGGGUGCCUGGACUUACCACUAUGGGCAGAUGCCCCCGAAGAACUGGGACAUGGCAAGAAGAUAUUGCCAGGAGCAUUAUACUGACCUAGUAGCAAUCCAAAACAAAGAAGAAAUUGCCUAUCUCAAUGCUACCAUUCCAUACUACCGCACGUACUACUGGAUUGGGAUCCGGAAGAUUAAGAAUGUUUGGACCUGGGUUGGAACGGGCAAGAUCCUGACAAAGGAAGCAGAAAACUGGGCUUCUCGGGAACCCAACAACAGACGGUCUGGAGAAGACUGUGUUGAGAUAUACAUUAAAAGGCCUGUGGAAUCUGGAAAAUGGAAUGAUGAACGUUGUACUAACAAAAAACUGCCACUGUGCUACCAAGCUUCCUGCCAGCCUUCCUCCUGCAGUCAGCAUGGGGAGUGUGUGGAGACCAUUGGGAAUUAUACCUGCCAAUGUUAUCCUGGCUUCUAUGGGCCAGAGUGUGAAUAUGUUGUGAAAUGCAAGGACUUGGAUGCUGCACUUAGACCACUGCGCAUGAACUGCAGUCAUCCUCUGGGGAACUUCAGUUAUAACUCCAGCUGUGGCUUCAGUUGUGAUGAAGGGUUUGAAAUGAAUGGCCUGGCCACUUUGCAGUGCUUGCCGUCUGGGAGCUGGUCAGCAGAGAUACCGCAGUGUGUAGCUGUCCAGUGCUGGCCAUUAAGAAUCCCUGUUCAUGGAGACCUCAUCUGCUCUCACAGCAAAUUCCAGUACCAGACUAGCUGCAACUUUAGCUGUGCAGAGGGCUUUCUGCUAAGUGGAGUGGAGACCACUAGAUGUGAAGCAUCUGGAGAAUGGAGUUCCCUGGAGCCAAUAUGUCAAGUUAAGCAAUGUCCAGAAAUCGAGUUACCCACAAGAGGAACCAUGGACUGUGUAAAUCCAGUGGGCGACUUUGCUUACAACUCCACCUGUGAUUUUGGUUGUGAAGUUGGCUUUCAGCUCCGUGGCCCCAAGACGUUGCACUGCAGUGCAUCUGGCCAGUGGACAUCCUCUGUACCUGUUUGUCACGCGGUUCAGUGCCAGCUGCUGCAGCCUCCUGCUUAUGGUAACAGCACCUGCUUCGAUUUCCAUGGGAAAUUUCAGUACCAGUCUCUCUGCACCUUCCACUGCGCUGAAGGGUUCCAGUUACUUGGAGAAAAGGUGACGGAGUGCACAGCAUCUGGAGAAUGGACAGCUGCAGUCCCAGCGUGCCAAGCCAUGCAGUGCCACAGUCUGGAGACACCCAAGCAAGGGAGGGUGACCUGCUUUCAUCCAAAUGGAGAGUUUGCAUUCCAAUCUACCUGUGAGUUUGCCUGCGAGGCUGGAUUUACCUUGGCUGGAAGAAAUUCAACCCGCUGCUUAGCAACUGGGAACUGGACUGCUCCGUUGCCAACAUGUCAGGCUGUUGAGUGCCCCAAACUGGAUGUCCCCAAGAAUGGAGAAUUUGACUGCUCUCAUCCACAUGGAGACUUUGCAUACAGCUCCAGCUGCACUUUCUCCUGCAAUACAGGGUUUGUGCAAGUUGGAGCAGAGCAACUUCAGUGCACAGCUCUGGGAAUGUGGACGGAGAAACCACCCUUAUGUGAAGCUGUCCAGUGCCCAUCCCUGCAAACUCCAGACAAUGGCAAGGGAAACUGCUCUCAUCCAUACGGCCGCUUUGCCUAUCACUCCAGCUGCAUCUUCUCCUGCAACUCUGGCUUUGAGCCGGUUGGGUCGGAGGAGCUCGAGUGCACAGAUCAGGGAAACUGGAGCAGAGAUGUGCCCAUUUGUGAAGCUGUCAAGUGCCCAGGUCUACCUAAGCCCGACAAUGGCCACUUAAAUUGCACCCACCCUUUUGGGCACUUUGCAUACGGCUCCAGCUGCAACUUUUCCUGCAGUGCUGGGUUUCAGCUGCUUGGAUCAGAGAUGCUUGACUGCACAGCUCAAGGCCGCUGGACUGAACAGCUGCCGCAGUGCCAAGCUGUCCGGUGCCCAUCCCUGCAAACUCCAGACAAUGGCAAGGGAAACUGCUCUCAUCCAUACGGCCGCUUUGCCUAUCACUCCAGCUGCACCUUCUCCUGCAACUCUGGCUUUGAGCUGGUUGGGUCAGAGGAGCUUGAGUGCACAGAUCAGGGAAACUGGAGCAGAGAUGUGCCCAUUUGUGAAGCGGUAAAGUGUCCCCACCUGAAUGCUCUGGGGAAGAUGAAGAUGAAUUGCUCUGGUCCCUGGGACUCCUUCCGAUAUGGGUCAACAUGUCUCUUCCAGUGUGCUGAGGGCUACAACCUCAAUGGAACAAGCAGCAUUCAGUGCCAGGCCGAUGGCCAGUGGUCUCCCAAGAUGCCUGUUUGUCAAGAAAUUGUUGCCCCUUAUUACACAAAAGCUCUGCUUUAUACUGGGGGAGCCACAGUAUCGGCUGUUGCCCUCGUGCUUUCUGGGAGUCUGAUCGCUCUGGCUAUCAGACGCUUCAGGAAAAAAGGGGAAAAGAAAAGGCUCCUUGACCAUACCAGUGAUUUGGGAGCACCUGGUGUAUUCUCCAACGCAGGCUUCAGCUCUGCUUUUUAAGAACUCAUCUGGAUCAUGUCCAUGGAAGAAAAGUGCUGAUGCAAUGGGACUUUCUUGCAAUCUCAUUAAUCUGUGCCACCACUGUCAGUGAGAGCUUCUGCUGCCUGGUUGCUGGAGAUGGAAUAAAUUCAUGCUUCAGAAUACCAGGGAAGUCUUCUUGUGCUCAGGUCCUGCUUGCAGGCUUUCUGCAGGCAUCUGUUCUGCCUCUGUGAGAACAGGAUUCUGGACUAGUUGGGUCAUUGGCCUGAUCCAGCAAGCCCUGCUUACAUUCAUGCCUCCAGUCAUCAUCCGCACUGUGGUGUUUAAUGGAUUUCAAAUUGUCUCAGCAUUUGCCUUCAUCACCUGUCUAUCUUAGAUGACCUGCAUUCUUCUUAUUCUGCCAGACUCCUGCCAACUUUCAGCAUUAAGAACCAUUAUCAUUAAAAGGUCUUGCAAAGAUGCUGUUGCUGAAAAACUUUGUCAAAAUCUGCUGUAAAAUAUUUCUGGACAUACUGAUUUCUCUUUCUUCACCCAGACUUGGUUUCAGAUCCUGUUGUAAGGCUGCCUUUAAAAAAAUAAUAAUACCCAAACAUUAAAACAAACGUGGGGAUCACUGCCAAGAUACGACUAGAUCAUGUAAUAUGCACAUACCGUGCUAGUAAAACCUACCUUUGCCUUGCUGUCCAGACUAGGAAAACAUUGUUAAUUUGUGGGCACAAACUAUACUAUGGAGAAUGCCAGCUGCCCUCAGAACAGGAACGUCUUUUUUUAAAAGGAAAUGAAAGAGAACAUGCUCCAAAGCUGAAUUCUGCAGUCAGCACCACAUUCUGCACUUGUAAAUUUUAAAUUGACUGCCUAUGAGGCUGCAGUCAAAUUUUUCUAGUGUGCCAUUGAAUACAUGGCAGCUUAAAAAAACUUUUCGUGUACUUUGUUAGCACAGGCAAACCUAGCAGCUUAGCACAUUUUCCACUGGCUACCAGCUAUAUCCACAGGUAGAAUAGAAACACAAGAAGCAAAUGCCACUGCUUGGGUUCAAAUCCUCAUUCAGCUCUGAAGCUCAUUAGGCGAGGUUGGCCUGUUACACUUAGCCUAACCUACCUCACAGCCUUGUUGCUGGGAUAAAAUGUGAAUUAGGUAUGGUUCCCCAAGCUUCUUGGUGGAAUGGCAGAAUAAAAAUGUAGUAAUGUCUGCGGACAAACGCCAGCUCCCUCAGCCUGUAAAGCGAGAUGAGCGCCGCAACCCCAGAGUUAUCUGCGACUGGACUUAACUGUCAGGGGUCCCUUUACCUUUAAUGUUUCUCCCCCUCAACAUUAUUGGGAUUUUCCAAUAGAUACUGUGCUCUGAUACUAGAGCACAAUAGAUUAGUAGAUCUUAAAUAUAUCAGUAGGCAUAGUAGCAUAUCUAAUAAGAGACAUGAUUAAAACAAACAAUUUUACCAAAGCUAUUUUAAUAUUUGGCAUAGAUACAGAAGAAUAUUGAGCUCAGAAUUCUCAACACUGACAGCUAUAUGUUAUCAUGAGAAAUCAAAAGACAAACGUAUGCUAAGUCAUUUGCAGUUACAGAGAGAAAGUGAAUUGAUUUAGUGGAUAAAGUUAUUUAAAGAUAGAAUUUUGAAGUCUUAUGAUUACUGAACUGAGACAAAUCCCUCAUUUCUUUCAGUAUUUGCAAACAACGUAUUAUUAACUGUCUAGUAUUAAAUAAAUCUGACCCUCUCAGAGAGAGAACAGUUCAAAGAACUAAUAUCAGAAGACCAUACACAGCACCUGGUUAAGUACAUUUUGCAGUAUUAUAAUACUGCAAAUAGAUGAAUCCAAAAAUACCCAUCAACAGAGCUG
Messenger RNA from Podarcis raffonei (Aeolian wall lizard), 4750 nucleotides. RefSeq names its product selectin P (gene SELP). The transcript has 18 exons. Lineage: Eukaryota; Metazoa; Chordata; Lepidosauria; Squamata; Lacertidae. Gene Ontology annotation, biological process: response to cytokine; heterophilic cell-cell adhesion; leukocyte tethering or rolling. The record is from RefSeq and is a predicted model, not a curated record. Gene Ontology annotation, molecular function: oligosaccharide binding; sialic acid binding. Bases 351 to 2936 code for a protein of 861 amino acids. Gene Ontology annotation, cellular component: membrane; external side of plasma membrane.